AUGGCGGCGCUCCAAGACGUCGCAAAGGACCCGCGACACCUCGCCCAGGGCCUCGAGGCCCUCGGCCAGGAGACGUUCAACGGCAAGAGCCUCACCGACCCCAUCAAGUCGGUCACGGACAAGUGGGACCUCCUGCCGGCGUUCCUCGCCGUUAAAGGUCUCGUCAAGCAGCACAUCGACUCGUUCAACUACUUUGUCGACGUCGACUUGCAGGCCAUCCUGCGCGCCAACGCCCGCAUCACGUCCGACGUCGACCCCAACUUCUUCCUCGAGUACACCGACAUCCGCGUCGGCGCGCCCGAGCGGCCCGACGACAACGCAGCGACGAGCCAGAUCACGCCGCACGAGUGCCGCCUGCGCGACCUGAGCUACUCGGCGCCCGUGUACGUCUCGGUGCGCUACACGCGCGGCCGCCAGGAGGUCGUCAGCAAGGGCAUCCGCAUCGGCCGCCUCCCGAUCAUGCUCCGCAGCAACAAGUGCAUCCUCACGGGCAAGACCAAGGGCCAGCUCGCCGAGUACAACGAGUGCCCGCUCGACCCCGGUGGCUACUUUGUCGUCAAGGGCACCGAGAAGGUCAUCCUCGUCCAGGAGCAGCUGUCCAAGAACCGCAUCAUCGUCGAGACCGAGCCCAAAAAGGGCCUCGUCCAGGCGUCGGUCACGUCGUCGACCCACGAGCGCAAGUCCAAGACGUACGUCCUCACCAAGCACGGCAAGAUCUACCUCAAGCACAACUCGAUCCACGAGGACAUCCCGAUCGCCGUCGUCCUGCGCGCGCUCGGCAUCGUCUCGGCGCGCGAGAUUGUCCAGCUCGUGUGCGGCAACGACGACGACCACCGCGCCGCGUUCGCCAUCAACAUCGAGGAGCUCGACGACCUCAAGACCAAGGCCGGCGCGCCCAUCCCCGUCCAGACGCAGCAGCAGGCGCUCGACUACAUCGGCCACCGCGUCAAGGUCAUCCGCAAGACGCCCGGCGCGCCCGGGUCCGGCGGCGGCUUCGGCGGCGGCGGCGGCGGCGCGUUCGGCGGUGGCGGGUGGGCGCCCAAGCGCCCGGCGAGCGACGAGGCGCUCGAGGUGCUCGCGACCGUCGUCCUCGCGCACGUGCCCGUCGAGGACCUUAACCUGCGGCCCAAGGCCAUCUACAUCGCCAACAUGGCCCGCCGGGUCCUCCUCGCCAUGAACGACCCCAAGAACGUCGACGACCGCGACUAUGUCGGCAACAAGCGUCUCGAGUUGGCCGGUCAGCUCCUGUCGCUCCUGUUCGAGGACCUGUUCAAGAAGUUCAACCACGACCUCAAGACCAACAUCGACAAGAUCCUCAAGAAGGCCAACCGCGCGACCGAGUUUGACGCCAUCAAGCAGUUCCAGCUCCACGGCGACGGCAUCACCCAGGGCUUUGUGCGCGCCAUCUCGACCGGCAACUGGUCGCUCAAGCGGUUCAAGAUGGAGCGAGCCGGGAUCACGCACGUCCUGAGCCGGCUGUCGUUCAUCUCGGCGCUCGGCAUGAUGACGCGCAUCUCGUCCCAGUUCGAGAAGACGCGCAAGGUCAGUGGACCGCGUGCGCUCCAGCCGAGCCAGUGGGGCAUGCUGUGCCCGAGCGACACGCCCGAGGGAGAGGCCUGUGGGCUCGUCAAGAACCUCGCCCUCAUGACCCACAUCACGACCGAUGUCGACGAGGAGCCCAUCUGGAACAUCUGCUUCCUCAUCGGCGUCGAAGACAUCAACGUCCUUGACGGCACCGAGAUCUAUGCCGAGGGGCAUCUCGUCGUCUACCUGAACGGCAACGUGCUCGGCCUGACGCGCUGCGCGCCGCGCUUCGUGCGCACGUUCCGCCAGCUCCGCCGCGCCGGCCGCAUCAACGAGUUUGUCAGCAUCUACGUCAACCUGCAGCAGCAGGCGAUCCACAUCGCCAGCGACGGCGGUCGCAUCUGUCGCCCGCUCAUCAUCGUCGAGAACCAGGCGAGCAAGGUCAAGGAGCUCCACAUGAAGAUGCUGCGCGACAAGGUCAUGACGUUCGACGAUUUUCUGCGCAAGGGCCUCAUCGAGUACCUCGACGUCAACGAGGAAAACGACGCCUACAUCGCCUUGUACGAGAACGAGCUCAAGCCCGACACGACGCACCUCGAGAUCGAGCCGUUCACGCUCCUCGGCGCCGUCGCCGGCCUCAUCCCGUACCCUCACCACAACCAGUCGCCGCGCAACACGUACCAGUGCGCCAUGGGCAAGCAGGCGAUCGGCGCCAUCGCGCACAACCAGUUGAACCGCAUCGACACGCUCCUGUACCUCAUGGUCUACCCGCAAACGCCCAUGUGCCGCACGCGCACGAUCGAGCUCAUCGGGUACGACCAGCUGCCCGCCGGCCAGAACGCGACCGUCGCCGUCAUGAGUUAUUCGGGCUACGACAUCGAGGACGCCCUCAUCCUCAACCGCGCGAGCGUCGACCGCGGCUUCGGGCGCUGCCAGGUCUUCCGCAAGUACGUCACGCUCCUCAAGCGCUACCCGAACGGCAUGUACGACCGCCUCGCCGACCCGCCCAAGAGCGAGACGGGCGAGGUCCUGCCCAAGUACGGCAUCCUCGACCUCGACGGCCUCGCCCACAUCGGCGAGCAGGUCAACCCGGGCCAGGUCUACAUCAACAAGCAGACGCCGUCGAACGCGCACGACAACCAGCUCCCCGGCUCGGAGCAGGGCGGCGCGUCGGGCGGCGUCGGCGGCGCAGGCGGCGACUCGGCGCCGUCGUGGAAGAACACGGGCAUGAGCUACCGCGGCCCGAUCCCGGGCUACAUCGACAAGGUGCUCCUCACCGACACCGACUCGGACUCGACCCUCGUCAAGGUCCUCAUUCGCCAGACCCGUCGCCCCGAGCUCGGCGACAAGUUCUCGUCGCGCCACGGGCAAAAGGGCGUCUGCGGCCUCAUCGUGCCGCAGGAGGACAUGCCGUUCAACGACCAGGGCAUCUGCCCCGACAUCAUCAUGAACCCGCACGGCUUCCCCUCGCGCAUGACGGUCGGCAAGAUGCUCGAGCUCCUGAGCGGCAAGGCGGGCGUCCUGCGCGGCACGUUCGAAUACGGCACGGCGUUCGGCGGCAGCAAGGCCGAGGACAUGAGCCGCGUCCUGAUCGACGCCGGGUACAGCUACGCCGGCAAGGACUACCUCACGAGCGGCAUCACGGGCCAGCCCCUCGAGUGCUACGUCUACAUGGGCCCCAUCUACUACCAGAAGCUCAAGCACAUGGUUCUCGACAAGAUGCACGCUCGCGCUCGUGGUCCUCGUGCCGUCCUCACCCGCCAGCCGACCGAGGGUCGCUCGCGCGACGGCGGCCUGCGCCUCGGCGAGAUGGAGCGCGACUGCCUCAUCGCCCACGGCGCGUCGCAGCUCCUCCUCGAGCGCCUCAUGGUGUCGUCGGACGCUUUCAAGGUCGACGUCUGCCAAGAGUGCGGCUUCAUGGGCUAUAACGGGUGGUGCGCGAGGUGCAAGACGUCCAAGCGGGUCGUCAAGCUCAUGCUCCCUUACGCCUGCAAGCUCCUCUUCCAGGAGCUGCUCGCGAUGAACAUCGCGCCUCGUCUCGUCCUCGAGGACGCCGUUUAGAUCUCCCUCUUCCCUCGCCCUGCCCUCAUCUCCCCCUCACGACUUCCCUCACUCGCUCUCGCAAACUCGCAUCCUCUCCCUUCCACUUCUCUCGAUACCUCGUCCCUCCUUGGCCGUCUUUGGCACCCCCCUGUUGCAACAGUGCUCGUGAUUCCUGUC
This is a messenger RNA of Rhodotorula graminis WP1, 3744 nucleotides long. RefSeq lists its product as uncharacterized. Lineage: Eukaryota; Fungi; Basidiomycota; Microbotryomycetes; Sporidiobolales; Sporidiobolaceae. The coding region runs from base 1 to 3585 and encodes 1194 amino acids. The transcript is spliced from 10 exons. The record is from RefSeq and is a predicted model, not a curated record. Gene Ontology annotation, cellular component: RNA polymerase III complex. Gene Ontology annotation, molecular function: DNA binding; DNA-directed RNA polymerase activity; ribonucleoside binding. Gene Ontology annotation, biological process: DNA-templated transcription.